Messenger RNA from Salmo salar (Atlantic salmon), 382 nucleotides. The record is from RefSeq and is a predicted model, not a curated record. NCBI's taxonomy places the organism in Eukaryota, Metazoa, Chordata, Actinopteri, Salmoniformes, Salmonidae.
GAGAGAGAGCACACACACCCAGUGAAUUCCUUGGAAGAGUGCAGAAGGAGACCUAUCAUCAUGGCGACAUUGACCAUCAUUCUGCUUGUCAGCACGGUUUUUGCUCUGGGAGAUGCUAUGAAACGACCCAAGACCCCUUGUGAGCGUGUUAGAGAUGCUGUGAUAAAUGGCCCGCCUGGAGUCUACGUCCCCACGUGUGACUGCCAGGGAGAAUACACCCCUGAGCAACACUGGGGAUCUACAGGUUCCUCUUGGUGUGUUACCAGAACUGGACAAAAGAUCCCGGGUACUGAGACUCCACCAGGCACUGCUUCUGUCAAAUGUGCAUGCAGUGGCGCUCGCUGAUGAGAGGCAUUGGAACCAAGACGUUGAGAAGACUUUG